AGAAGAAAAAAAAAAUGUUGGUUUAGGAAGAAAAAUAAACUUUUCCAAAAUCCUCCUCUUUGCCAAGGUCUUCCUUCCAUUUUUUUUUUUCUUUUCCAAAAUCCUCCGAUUGUAAACUCCGGAACAUAACCUAAAACAAUUUAAACCAAAAUGCACGCCUUGCCGCAUUGCCCUUCUAUCAUAACUUAAACAAAUUUAAGUCUCAACUGCUCCCAAAUCCUCCAUAAACAAAAUCUUUGGUUAAUAUAGGUUUGAGAUGGAUUCCACUAUGAAGAGAAAAAGAAGUUGUGUGCUACGUAAACCUAGGGCUAAUUCUGAUGCAAUAUUUCAGAGUUACUUUGGGUGUUCAUCACCCGUUGAGAACGAGAGUGUGAGAGAUACAGUUGUUGUUUGUGAUGGAUUAGGAACUGAUAACAAGCUGAAGAAGCUUAAGCUUAAGUUUGGCGGUGUUACUCAUACCAUUCAUACCAAAUUAAAGGAUAAUGUAGAUGAAAACGAUGCUCGUCCUUUUGAUAAGAAGAGAGGUCUUGGGGACAAAUUGGUUAAGGUCUCAAGAACUGAAUCUGGUCUUGCAGCUGAGAAUCAUUCACGUAAGAGAACAAAAACUGGAAAAAGUAUAAAUGUCAACCAUGAACAUGUACGUAGUAAGAGCAAGCGAGUUACUGAGAGACGUGCCUCGGAUGUUGUGGGAUUUAGCGAUGAAGAUAGUGAAGAUGCAGAGCUUCAUUUUCUCGAAAAAAUCAAUGCAUCAAAAAGAGCAGUUAAUCGCCGUAAAGAUAAUCAAGGAGGCACAACAUCAAGUGACGAGUCAAUUUUAGAGGGGAAGAAGCCAAAGAGGGAAUCUGUUGAUUCCGUUGUACCGAGAAAACAUUGUACCCGCACUAAUCGUAAUUGUUCAGUUGACUCUUUCAAAGAUGUGUUAUCUGGGCCAGUUGCAAGCAUUAUUGACAUCUCAGAUAAGAAGAGCCAAUUGUCAGAGGAGCAGCUAAUCAAGAAAGCUGAGGCUGCAAGGAAACGAAAAAUUCAAUCGGAGAAGGCAGCUAAGGAGGCUGAGGAUGCAGCCAUUAAGAAGAUACUUGGUCAAGAUUCAGCUAGGAAGAAGAAAGAGGAAAAGAUGAAUAAGCGCAGGGAUGAAUUAGCCAAGGAAAAAUCUAGCAAACCCUUCCAUCUAGCAACGAACACUAUUCGUUGGACUAUGGGUCCCAAAGGAACGGUAGUAACUUUUUCUGAUGAUAUUGGUCUACCAAGUAUCUUCCAAACAAAACCUAGCAGUUAUCCUCCCCCGAGAGAAAAAUGCGCAGGUCCAAACUGCACUAAUGCUUUCAAGUAUAGAGAUUCCAAGUCAAAGCUUCCCCUUUGCAGUCUUGGUUGUUACAAAGCAAUUCAUGAAAAGAACUCACCUAUGGCUGUAUGUUAGUUAGUCCUUGUAAGUAGUAGAAAAUAGCAGUUAGAUUUGACAUUUGCUAGAUGCUAAAAUGUGGUGAUAUUUGGCCAGGAGGAUAUCUGUGGAAAUAUAUGAGGAAAAAUUAUCCAAAUGGAUCUAUUUGUCUCAUAAAAGAAAUGCAUUUCUAUGAUGUUUUCAUCAUUUAUCCUGUUUGUAA
Cicer arietinum (chickpea) is the source of this 1601-nucleotide messenger RNA. RefSeq lists its product as uncharacterized. NCBI's taxonomy places the organism in Eukaryota, Viridiplantae, Streptophyta, Magnoliopsida, Fabales, Fabaceae. The record is from RefSeq and is a predicted model, not a curated record. Gene Ontology annotation, cellular component: Ino80 complex. Gene Ontology annotation, biological process: chromatin remodeling.